CCCGUUUAUGUGUAUGAAUAUGCCGACAAAAAGUCAAUUUCAUAAUGGAUUUGAAAGCUUUGGGCUGUGAAGAGUAUCGACCAUCGAAUUGCAGAUCAUGGUCAAUCAAAAACACAGAGCUUGAGUGAUUUGCAUAACCCUGAGAUCUCGUAUCUUUUUGCUUUAUUUCCGUACGCUACGCACCUCCCUUAUGCAAGGGUUUCGUUGGAGGUCUGCUCACAUCAGUUGUCAUUGCCCCUCUCCACGACAUUCCCAGUCGGAUCUUGGCUUUUUCGUCUAGACUAGUGGCAAUUCCGUUCCCGCAUUCUGGCGCUGGCGACAGCCACUUUUUGGCAACUGCCCAAAUCCUGGCCUAACCAAAGCAAACCUGUGCAGAUCCAUCUCUGCCGUGGAUAAACUCCACCGCCUUGCCCGCUUUUGAGACCCAACAUCAGCCAAGACCGAAGUGCUUCUCAUCUCGCGACAACCGCAAGUCUAUUCCUGUUGCCGCUCCCUCACCCGAAUAUCGCCUUGGAUCAAUCUCUCCUAUCGAACCUAGACGAAAACCACUGCCCAAAGUUCAGACCAGCUACAAUACUCCCAAAAAGAAAUAGACCAUAGUUGCGACGUAUACACGAAAUUGAAGAUAAAUAGCAACAAAAGAACAGAAGAAGAAAAAAACACCGCAUUUUCACAAAUAGAAACGUCAAUCAUAACCUCCAAAGGCUUGCAACCAUGGCGGAUUCGACACCCACGCAGAACCCCCAAGCCACCGGUAGUAGCUGGACCGCUUUCUUGAAGUCCAUCGCCUCUUUCAACGGAGACCUCUCCAGUCUGACCGCUCCGCCCUUUAUUCUCUCCGGCACCAGUCUGACCGAGUUCAGCUCGUACUGGUGUGAGCAUCCCACACUCUUUGCUGCGCCCGCCAAAGAGUCGGACCCCGAGAAGCGCGCCCUCCUCGUGCUCAAGUGGUUCAUAUCCACCUUGAAGCAGCAAUAUGCCAGCCGCAGCGAGCAGUAUGGCAACGAGAAGAAGCCCCUUAACCCUUUCCUUGGGGAGCUGUUCUUGGGUAAAUGGGAGGACGAGGCCGGUACUACGGAGUUGAUCAGUGAACAAGUCAACCACCACCCCCCAGCAACGGCCUACAGCAUCACCAACGUACCCACCGGCGUUCGUCUGGAGGGAUACAAUGCACAGAAGGCUACUUUCAGCAAGACCAUCAACGUCAAGCAAAUCGGACAUGCGGUUUUGACGGUUCCCGUUCCGGGGAAUGCCUCCAAGAAGGAGACCUUCUUGAUUACGCUCCCCUCGCUUCACAUUGAGGGCUUGAUCUUCGGCUCUCCUUUUGUAGAGCUCGACGGAGCAACGUACAUCACCUCGUCCUCGGGCUACACAUCGAAAAUUGACUACAGCGGCAAGGGCUGGCUCUCGGGCAAGAAGAACAGCGUCACGGCCGUCAUGUAUCCGACAGGCAAGGAGAAGGAGGUCCUGUACAACGUUACUGGCCAGUGGACCACGACCUUCGAGAUCCAUGCUGGUCCUGCCAAGCAAAACAAGUCCUCGAAUCUUGUCGACACUUACACAGCCUCGGAGCACCCGUCCAGCAAGUUGAUAGUCGCACCUAUCGAGCAGCAGCAUCCUCUUGAGUCGCGCCGGGCGUGGGCCAAGGUUGCGGCGGCGAUUGCAAAGACGGAACUUGAGACCGUGCAUGUUGAGAAGAGCAAAAUCGAGCAGGCGCAGCGCGAUCUGCGCGCCAAAGAGAAGGCCGAGGGUCGCAUGUGGCAGCGACGGUAUUUUUCGAUCCGGACGGACGCUCCGGAUGAGGUGCUGACGACGUUGGGCCCCGUCGUUGGGCUGGCCACGCACGGCGACUCAGACAGGACAGGCGGCCUCUGGAGGUUUGACGAGGCCAAGGCUGAGAAGGCCAAGGCGGAGCCCAAGUUGACCCCGGAGCAGGAAGCCAAGAUUGCAAAAGAGUGCCUUGGACAGUGAUGAUUUGAUGGUUUGUGGUGGUUAUGGAGUCAGCGGAUAGCAACGAGGUUUCUCUAUAGUUCUUUGCUUUUCUUGGCAUACAUCCUAGAUAUGUGGUUCGUAAUUGAUAAAAAAAUACAACUUAUGGAAUGAUGUUGUGGGGAGACGGUUGUCCACCUGAUUGGUGCCGGCCGUUGCGAGAACCUUUGGCGCUGGGAAAUUCCAGAAUCAUCGCACAGUCGUGCAGACCAAGUCGUGGAAGAUAGAUGGAGCGCCUCUUUGAUGCCGCAAGGGAUUCAAUCAUUGUCGGCACCUCAGAGGAUUAGACUGAUUGGCACUGUGUCGGUGGCUUCGUUUGGACAUCUUUCACAGUGUGUUGCGCGAUUUGAACUUGGUUUCGCACUAUGGUGUACUAUCGACAAGUUAAUGUUUCUCUUCUAAAAAUUCAGUACGUAAUAUUCCGAGUAAUCAAAUCGUUUGAGCACA
Pyricularia oryzae 70-15 is the source of this 2436-nucleotide messenger RNA. RefSeq lists its product as uncharacterized. Gene Ontology annotation, biological process: exocytosis; piecemeal microautophagy of the nucleus; endocytosis. Gene Ontology annotation, cellular component: membrane; cytosol; intracellular membrane-bounded organelle. The record is from RefSeq and is a predicted model, not a curated record. Gene Ontology annotation, molecular function: oxysterol binding. The coding region runs from base 715 to 1971 and encodes 418 amino acids. The transcript is spliced from 4 exons. Lineage: Eukaryota; Fungi; Ascomycota; Sordariomycetes; Magnaporthales; Pyriculariaceae.